This is a messenger RNA of Sinocyclocheilus rhinocerous, 257 nucleotides long. RefSeq names its product iroquois-class homeodomain protein irx-1-like. The record is from RefSeq and is a predicted model, not a curated record. NCBI's taxonomy places the organism in Eukaryota, Metazoa, Chordata, Actinopteri, Cypriniformes, Cyprinidae. The annotation marks the transcript as partial. The transcript has a single exon.
AGAAGACUCAAGAAGGAGAACAAGGUGACAUGGGGCAGGAGUAAAGAGGACGAAGAAUGCAACCUUUUUGGGAGCGACAACGAGGGGGACGCCGAGAAAAACGAAGAUGAGGAGGAAAUAGAUCUGGAGAGCAUAGACAUCGACAAGAUCGACGACAACGACGGGGAUCAAAGCAACGAGGAGGACGAAGAAAAGCGCGGGGAGCUCGAGGCCUUCGAGAAAUCCAAAUCCAACGCCAUUUCCGGCAGCAAAGAGCC